AAAGUUUUUUUUUCAAUAAAUUAUUGCAUUUGCGGAAAAUAUUAGAAAAAUAUGGCAUUUAAGAAGACGAUUUAAAGUGAAAUACUUUACUCAGAAACGAUUAGCACCUUUAAAUUGACAAUGCCAAACAAAAAAUCAUAUGAAAACUCUCGUAGUUAUCGAAGUGAGUGGAAAAAAGAAUUUACCUGGGUAAAAAAAGACAUCUGAACAAGCUUUUUGUCGCCUCUGCCGCACUAAUCUACGUUCACACAAAGGUAGCUUAGUGCAACAUCAAAAGGCAGCAUACAUUAAAAGAGAAAAAACCUUGAAUCCAUUUCAAAAGAAGAUUAAUUUUCCGGGUCAAGUAAAAGUUUCAGGUGUAAACAAAAAAGCAGACAUUCAGCUUGCUAUGUGUAUUUGCUGUCACUCAGCAAUUUUAACUGCUGACCAUUUGAGUAAAAUUAUUUCUAAGUUUGGUGUAUGUAGUCCCCUGGAACAUCUAAAACUCCACCGCACUAAGUGUACUAAAGUAAUCUAGAAUGUCAUCUCAUUAACUCUAGAAGAAGAAAUUUCUAAAGAAAUCAAAUCAAAGCCGUUUUCCAUCCUCAUAAAUGAAUCAACGGAUGUGAAUUCAAUUAAGCAUCUAGCAUUAAGCGUGAGAUAUUUUUCAGAAAAAGAGAAACAGAUUGUCGAUUACUUUCUUGGUCUUAUUUAAGUGAUCUCAACAACUGGCAAAGAUCCCUUUAAUGCUUUGAAUUAUAAACUUGACUCCAUUGGAUUAAUUUUUAAAAACUGCAUCGGAUACAGUUCAGAUGGCGCUUCAAAUGUUAUUGGCACACAUAACUCAGUCUGGUCUCGUGUUCUGACUAAUUCGCCUAAUGCCUGUAUAAUGAUGUAAUCGCCUAUAUUAUGAUGAGGUGCAUUUGUCACUCUCUAAAUCUUGUAGUGCAAAAUGUUUUUAAUGCAAUUCCAUCUCAGUCUGAGCGAGGUUCCCCGGUUUUUUAACGAGAGCAUUCUUCGUCAAAACGAGUAUGAAAAACUAUUUGAACUCAUGAAUCCAAAUAAUAAACGCGUGGAAACCCCAUCCCUUUUUCAGAAAUUUUCUGCAACUGGUUGGUUGGUUCGAGGAAAGUGUUUUUAUAACUUACUUGUGAAUUGGCAAGAACUAAAAGCAUUCUUUAUUUGUGCUGAAAUGAAUGCAAACUCUGAGGUACGUUACAAAAUUUCUUCAAUAAGCAAAAUGUUCCAAGACAGCACCCUUUACCUCUAUGUUGUUUUGCUCACUCCAGUCAUUCAAGAGUUUGAGCGUCGAAACUCUCUCUUUCAAGGGUCAAAUGUUAAUCCAGAAGAUCUAAUAAAUGAGCUAAAUAUGCAUCUCAAAAGCCUAAAGCAGCUUGUUUUUGAUACCAAGGGGUUUGUAAUCCCUCUUCAGUGUGUUGAUUUUGGGGCCAAGUUAUCUUCAGAGUGCCAAAUUUAUAUUCAAGGGCAACCUCCAAAUGCAAAACUAAAUGCAGAAGAAUCAGUCAAAAAUGUAAAAAUUCGCUUUCAUGAUUUCAUUCAGAGGGCUAUAACCGAGCUUGAAAAAAGACUUCCAGAGAACAGAUUAAUUUUUGACGGCUUGUCAAAUCUGUCUCCAAUGAAAUUUUUUUCCCAAGUUGAAAAGUUUCCAUUUUCAAAGCUACUUUUCCCUCACCUAAUGGGUACAAAGUCAAGAAAUUGAAAACCAAUACAGAAAAGUCAGUAUCGUUGAAUGGACUGAGUCUGACAUUUUUAAAGAAAAAGAAGUUCCUAAAAAUACUGCUAAAUUCUGGAUAGCUUUAAGGGACUGUCAACAUUUUUUGACUUCCCGCUUUCGCAGGUCACUUAUGUGAAAAGCAAACAGAGAAACAGAAUGUCAAACCAAGUGUUGGAUGCAGUCAUUCGCAUAAAAUCUAAUUUAAUGAGCCGAAAGAUUUGUUGUCAAGACUUUAACAUUCCUGAAUCAAUGAUUUCAAAGGUCGGAAAUGAAAUUUACUCUACAGAUGUAUGCGAAAAGAGAUUAAAACUUAGUCAAAUAAAUUUUUGAAUAAAAUAGUUUUACUUUAUACUUCUUUAUUUUUUUUUUGUUCUGGUUUAUUUCUAGCUUAUUUUUUAUUUAUUUUUGGCUUGUUGCCACAAAAAAACCUGGCAACCCUGCAAUCAUCAAGACUUAUUUAUUUUUGUUAAUUAAAAGCGCAUUUU
Hydra vulgaris (swiftwater hydra) is the source of this 2199-nucleotide messenger RNA. NCBI's taxonomy places the organism in Eukaryota, Metazoa, Cnidaria, Hydrozoa, Anthoathecata, Hydridae. The record is from RefSeq and is a predicted model, not a curated record.